Molecule: messenger RNA, 1209 nt
Organism: Momordica charantia (bitter melon)
Lineage: Eukaryota; Viridiplantae; Streptophyta; Magnoliopsida; Cucurbitales; Cucurbitaceae
Product: STAY-GREEN-like protein
Source: RefSeq, a predicted model, not a curated record
GCCAUGGCCUCAGAUUUUGGCCCAGCGAGGGAGGGGUCUUUGAAUCACACACACAAAGUCCACAUCACAGAAAACAAAGAAACUAUGAACCCCAUUUCUCCACAUCCCACAGAGAAGACAAUGGUUGGUUCUGAUUCUGAAAGAUGAAGGCGGAGAAGAAGACUCGUGAGUUGUUAUGCGUCUUCCAUGGCCUUUCAUUGCGCUCGUUACUCUUUUUCACCGUCGCCGGGCAAACCCAAGUUCAAGUUAGUUCACAGAAGCAACCCCGCCGUUCUGUUUUCUUCUCUCCGAACCACUCGGGCUUCUUACAGCACUCUCGUCUCAGAGGCCGUUAGGAUAUUGGUUCCUCCAGCAAGAUUUGAAGCUUCAAAGUUAAAAGUUGUACUCACUAGGGAGCUGAACAAGUCUGCAGGAAUCAUCCCAAGAACAUAUAUACUAUCACAUUGUGACUUCACUGCUAAUCUCACCUUAACCAUCUCUGAUGUUAUCAACCUUGAUCAGUUAAGAGGGUGGUACAACAAGGAUGAUGUGGUUGCUGAGUGGAAGAAAGUGAAGGAUGAAAUGUGUCUUCAUGUACAUUGCUACGUGAGCGGUCCCAAUUCUUUGCUUGACCUUGCUGCCGAGUUUAGAUACCACAUUUUCUCCAAAGAAUUGCCUCUUGUGCUUGAAUCUGUUCUAUAUGGGGAUUCAGUUCUGUUUGGAGAGAAUCCCGAGCUGCUAGAUGCAUUGGUCAGGGUAUAUUUUCAUUCGAGUUCACAAAAGUACAAUCGACUCGAAUGCUGGGGACCGCUCAAGGAUGCCGUGCUGGGGAGGCAUCACCAUAUGCAAGGGCUCCUAAGGGGAAGCAAGGAUAUGUCUUCUCCUAAGAAGUUGAGAAGCCCCAAAUCAAUAUUUCAAGCUCUCUUUGCCUUCCUUCUUUGAACUUCAUUACAUAAACAAACUGGUAAAAUGCUCGAUCAUCCCCAGAAAUAAGAAUGUAAUUUAACAUCCAUUUCAUUCAAUGCCCUUGUGGAAGGAGCCAAGGGUGCUCUUGUUUUGUUGAAUAUAUGAGUAACUCAUUGGAAAGGGAGGGAGGGAUUUAUGUGGGUCAGUUUAUUCUUUUACCAAAAAGGGCAUAUUUGUUCUUGAAAUUCUUGUGUAAAUGACAACAAUUCCUUGAAGAAUUGUUUGAUGGCUAAUCUGCAUUUUCAUCACUUUCUUACACUUCAA